AAUGGGACACUGGGGUGGAGGGUACACGCGGAGGUGGUGGGGCGCGUCGCCCGGACAGCUGAGAGGCCGCGAAACCAGCUGCUCACAAAGGGGGCGAGUCUAGGAUUACCGGGCCGUUGAGUUCCCCCGUUACUGUACUUCUGGAGGCCGGGUGAGCAAGAUGUGUGAACGGGUGCUCCGGGGUGCGAGUGGCGACUGUCGUUCGUUUCAUCCGGCGCGACAGUAGAGGUUGCGCAAUUGAAUGCGCACUGGCACAGCAUACAAAUAUGGACGUCUGGUGGAUGGUGAAAAUUUUGUGUAUGGGACUUUUCCGAAGGUAAAGUCUUUGACCAGGGACUUCAGUUAUUAAUUUAAUUGUGAUCAGUGUGUGGAGUGAAGUUUGAAGAAUUGGUGAGUGCUGUUUGUGCGGAUAAGUGCAUGAAGGAAGAUGGAAAAUAUGGGGGAAAUGGCCGAACAGCAGUCGCUUAGCGAACCAUUACCGGAGUCGGUCGAUUCGCCAGCCGCAUCUACGCAUGCCGGACUCAGCAUGUCUCCGACGGAGCUCAGCCCCACUAUUUCACGCUCUGCCGUGGCUGGGUCAGUGCCCACUUCCCACGAGUCACUCACAGAGUCGGGGUCGGGAGAGCAGACUCAUAUUCAAAUCAAGGAAGAGCUACCGACUAGUGCCGAAGACCUAUCAGCGGAAGGAGCCGUCAGUCUAGGGAGCGAUACUACAAAGCAAGAGAGCCUAUCUGUGAUAGUACAGCCACAGGACGAUUCGCAUGAUUCAGAACUGCUAAGCCCGGGCAAACUUUCGCCUACUUCGGGUAUUUCUGUUAGUGUUGCCAGUAUGAUUGACGCCACAGAUUUUCGUACUCUUCAACCGGAGCCAACGUAUCAGACUUUGACCUCCGUGAACGGCAGAAUGUCACCGCCUGGAUUUAGCCCCAGUUCGUCGUACGCUACCCUCACACCUUUGCAACCACUUCCUCCCAUUUCUACCAUGUCAGAAAAAUUUGCGUACGGGCACGCGAGUAAUGUGUCUGGUUCUUUUACGGUUAUGCAGAACAACGGACUUGGUAACAUAGGGCUUGGUAUGGGCGUCAAUUCUUAUAGUUACGACAAACUUCCUCCGAUGGGAAUGUCGCCGCCGCAUCAUUAUUCUUCUCCGAACAAUGGUUUAGGAACCAUCAGCAUUCCACAACAACAUUCCCCUCUUUCUCCUCAAAGUUCAUACAGUCAAAAUGGUCUACAUUCGCCACAGAAAAGCAUGUCUCCUAACAGUUACGACUCACCUUACACUCAACGUGACUUAGUGGGACGAACCACACUCGUGGCUCAACAGAGUCCGACAUUGAGCCCGCCGUCGGCUUCGCUCCAUUCACCCCCGAACUCUAUUGUGACAAGUUUUGUGGGCACGACAACUCCGCUCCCUACCGCUAGUCUACCAACAAUCAACGGUUUGGCAACAAUCACACCGCAUUCGGCGGUGGUUUCACCCCAUCAUUCUCCACCUCCACUGGUCGCUCAGCAGAUACAGCGAGAGAACGUGGUUGUCGCUUCACCGUCACCUCCCAGCUUCGUAACUCAACAGCAACAACAACCGCCACAACAGCAGCAGCCGCAACAACAACAGCAACCGCCACCGACUACUGUUACUGUCAAGACAGUACCUACGUCUAGCGGCGGCGGUCUGGUAGGCAGUGGAGGUGUUGGGUUAGGUGUCGGGACGGGAGCGGGGGCCAGUGAGGUGGAGGAAAUUAACACGAAGGAAUUAGCUCAGAGAAUAAGUGCUGAACUGAAGAGGUACAGCAUUCCGCAGGCGAUUUUUGCCCAGCGCGUGUUAUGUCGUUCUCAAGGCACGCUCUCCGAUCUCCUGCGGAACCCGAAGCCCUGGUCAAAGCUGAAGUCAGGUCGUGAGACAUUUCGUCGUAUGUGGAAAUGGUUGCAGGAGCCCGAGUUCCAGCGGAUGUCCGCUCUACGCCUGGCAGCAGCAGAAACGGCAGCAACGACAACCGUCCUGCCUCCCCCCGGCAGCUGCACAGAGUACACGCUACCCCCUCGAGCUCCGCCCAGCGGCCCCUCUCCUCAGUCCCGCAACAGGGGUAAGAGCUGGAAUAUAGCUGACAACGAAUACUGCACAAUGGAGUACCCUACCUUUGAAGUGAAUGGAAACAAAACGACCAUCAAAAGAAAUGCAAGUUACAAUUGCGCGACAACUGGGUCUUGAACCAACAACUGUGGGUAAUUUCUUCAUGAAUGCACGUCGCCGUUCUAUGGAUAAGUGGAAAGAUGAAGAUCCCAGUAAAAGUACAGUAGUCUCCCAUGACAGUCAACAGCACUCCCCAGGAUCAACAGGGGUCAUCUCCGGGCACAAUCAAUCAAUCCCUCAGCAGCAGCAGCAACAGCAGCAAAAUCAACAGCAGCCACAGCAACAACCAGACAUAUUGUGACAUCAUGCAAGUUACCCUAUGCGAGAACAGCAACACCAGCAGCUUGUGUUCCUAUGAAAGUAACAAUCAAGCACGAAUGUUGGAUGUUGGACUCUGAAUCUUUUCUUGUAAAGAUAUUCUUUUGACGAGGGGAAACUGAGUGAACUCUUUGUGACAUGGUGCAAGAAAGAUAUUAAGUUUUAAACGUUUACAUAGUUUAAACGUGAUUCCCCUCUGAUUCACAAAGGAGCUAAACAUUCUAUGACAACUAGUGAGACUUUUAUUAUCUUGUUUAUUUAUUUGCCCAUUUCUAUGAGAGAUUUCAGUUGAAUUUAUCAAAGGUAAAUUUGUAAAAAGUGUUUAUGGUAUUGUACCAUUCUUGAGGCCUUUAGUUCAACUCAAAAUUAUGUGGCAAAACUAGUUCACACAGUGUAAUCUCUAAGCCAGCUAUCUUUUAAAAAGACUCGUGAGCACAACUUUGACAAAAUGGUUUUGUUUCUUGGAGGUAGAGAAUAAUUUACAAGAUGACACAUGAAAUCUAAAUUUAAUCUUCCAUAUUGACUUUUGACAGAAAUAUUAUUUCAAAAGAUAAAAAAAUUGAUCUCAGGGGCUUGAAUGUAAAUUGAAAAUUUGAUUAGAAAAAUCCAGUGUAAUAUGGAAUCUGUUCUGGAAUGUUGUCAACUCUUGCUAAGCUGCUACCCUCCUAGAACCAAAACUCUCAUACGUUGAACUCGGCUUAUUGUACAGGGCUGGUAGCAGGAGAAUUAGGUUAUUUUGUAAUAUUGAUCCAAUAUAUUUGACCAAAUGACCAUCUAUUACACUAAUUAAAUUAGUCUAGUCAAAAGACAAGUCUAGUCUGUGUAAAAGUCACAUUUUAUUUCAUGUGUUCAUAUUAACCAAAGUAUUACAAUUAUCUAUUUUAGUAGGUUUAUUUAAUUUUGUAUUUGUUGUGAUACAUUUAUAUUAAAUACAAACCUAGUCAUGAUUAGUUUUAAGAUAGAGUAAAGAGUUAGUGAAACUCUUCACUCCACAUAAGUGUUUUCAUCGUAGAAUUCAUUGAAAAGAAUUUUUAUUCCAUUCCCAAUACAAAAAGGAUAUAUGAAAAUGUUUUCACGGGUUAUGUGACAAACCAUAAGUCUGUAUAUUUUCAAAACUAUGAUAUCAUGAAGAAAGUUUCCAUGAUAUCGUUGAUCACUGUACAUUGGACUCAAAAGUUAAGACAGUGACCCAAUGCAAAGCAACUUGUAGUGAAGGUUCACCUAAGUAACUGAGCAAUAGCCUUUUUUGUGUGUUGCUGUUUGUCCUUGGUGUUUAGUGCCCUUGCACGCAGAGACCUCUCAUGAAUCCUCAAGUCAGCAGAACUGAGGGAGGCAACUGAGCUACCAGCAGCUUCAAGUUGGUGGAUUAUGCUCCCCACUCAGCAUUCCAGUCCUCUGGACCAAUUAUUCAUUUGAUCUCAUUUGCAUCAUAUCUCAUAAACAUUCUCUUACAGAAAAUGGUAAUUUAUUUACAUUAUUUAUGUAUUUGUACAGUAUAAAUUUAUUAAUAAAUGUUAUUAAUUUUAUUUACUUCUUUUGAGUGUUGGCACCUCUGUUACUAAGAAAUUGAAUUGAUGCAACCAUUUGUUAACUAAUUUAUUUUUCAACCUGUGUAGUUUUACUUGAAAUUUUUGUAGAAUAUAUACAUUUGUUCUUUGUGUACAUACUACUUUGUAAAGAGUGCACAUAUGCAAAAAGUUUGCAGUCAACUUAUCCCACAUGUUGUGGUCCCCCGUACACCCCAUGUUCACGAAGGUAGCUAUGUUGCUAGGAGUGUGAUUGAUUGCUUUUUGGAUUGACCAAUAUCUUAUUCUACUUGUCCCUUUGUUAUAGACUAGCGCGAGGUUUUUCUAGGUUGUAUAUACGAAGUCAGUGUCUAGCACUGCAGUACCUGUCAAAUGACUCACUACCUGGAUUAUUUAAAAAUCCAAUGACUUGCUCUGAAUGAACAAGAAUAUAUCUUAAAAUAUUUUAAAAUGACUCAUCAUACGUAUUGAGUCGACUUAGUAAUUUGUCUAUUAGAAAUGCACAGAUUUUUACAUUUUUAUAGCAUACUUCAUUUGUAGCCAAACUAUGAUAUUCUUCUUUUCUACUUCAUUACAAAAAGCUCAAUGUUAAUGAAAUCCAGAUAGAACAGAAUUAAGUUUGUCUUUGUUUUUUUUUGUUGGAAUGGAUUUCAUCGUAUCCAAUGACAAUGCUGCCAUUAAGUUUGGCUGUUCCUUGUACCAUUCAGAGAUAUUGAAUACUGAAGUCAGCUAAUUAUGUCAAGCAAUCUGUUGGCGAUGUGCACAAACUGUACAAACAGUUCCUACAAUGGCAAGCACCGAAAGCACUGCAACCUCAAAGUUCCAAAUCAUGAGGCCAGAUUUGGAACAAAUUUUGAAUGUACUUCUCACUUAAGUUCUAUUCAAGGCCUCUUCUCGUACUGUCUUUUCAUGAUUUUAGAGAUAUUCACACCUUUGAAAUUUAGAUCCACAAUAUUCAUAAUUACAAUUAGAUAUAUCUCAAACAAUAACACAUUUGAGAAAAAAAUGCCUUCCGGUUCUUGCCAUGUGCAUUAAGUCUGUACUGUGCAAUAAUGGUUAUUUUCCGUUUUGGUGUGAAUUGUAUCUUAACAACAUAUCAUUGUGAAUUUAUGUGUUGAGGUAGGAUGCUAAAACUUGCCCAUGUACUACAAACAUUAUAUCUAGAACAGAUACAUGAGUUAUAGAAAAAGACAGAGUUUAUAUAGUGAGUUCAAGGGUAAGUUGACAGCAUCUUACAUAUCACAAUCUGCUCUUAUAAAGUGCAUAUUGCAUUUUGAGUGAUUUUAGUCAUUAAGUCACAAAUUUCUUUUAGUGAAGCAAAAAGUUGUGAAUAUAAUAAUGAACAGCUCCAGGUGCAGACUGUGUUGUAGGAAGAAUGUUUUCUUCGAAAUAAAAAUUCCACUUUGAAACUGAAAGAUCAAGUCAUUGUGACCACACACCCAAACACUAACAUACACAUACAGAAAAUGAUAUUAUAUUUAACAUUCCACAACAGGUCACCAGUUCUAGAAGUUUGGGACUGUGUCAAUAGAAGGUAGAAACUAAGGGCAAGUAUUGCUACUGUAAGUAGCUCCUCAGCUCCAGCAUUGUUUUCAUAGAAGACUGUGUGGUUAGCUGAGGCUAAAAUGAAAAAGUGGCCCAGCAGCUUAGGUGCCAACACGGUGCUGCACCCAGGGUUUGACUCUGACACUUGUCAGCAAAUGCCAGGGAGAAUGAAAUAAGAGCAAUUUAAAAAUAUAUCCAAUAUAUAUAUAUAGAUCAACCGAAGCAUUCAUAAAGAGCACAAUGAAAAACCACUAGAGGCAAUGUGUAGUUGAAAAAUGAGUUGUAAAUUUAAUAUAAUGAAAAGAUUUUACAAAAUAUAUCGAUUGAUUCUUAUUUUACAAAUAUAGCAAAAUGAUAGCCUAUAAUUAGUGGAUCAGAUCUAAUUCGGUUUGCCAGUUUAAAAGGAAUGUCAAGUUAAAAACUGUUAUGUAAGGCAAUGCUAUGCAUAGUAACAAGUACCCCAACAUACCUAAAAGUAACAAGAAAUAUAAAUGAAGCUAAUAAUAAUUUUCAAGGAAAAUUAUUUAUUUGUCAAUUUUGUUACAUACAUUAUAGCAAAUUUUUAUUUAGAAUGCAUAUUCUGUGCCAAUCUGAUAUGUAAAGGUAUACUAUCACCUCAAUCAUAUUUAUUUCAUAUGAAAAUCGGACCAAGUAAAAGUACUCGAGCUUAUGGUAGCAUUUGGAUGUCAUUUUGAAUUUCUAUUGAUAUCAAUGUAACUUCUGGGACCCAUGUUGCACAUUUUCAUUGAGCAUCAAAUGUUUCUCAUUGUUAAGCAAUACUGUUUUUCCUCAGUUACGGAAAAUGCUGCAGCAUAAUCUCAAUAAAUUGACUAGUGAUUCAUGUUAACCUCAUCACUGUUUCUUGCUAUAGUUAGGUUCCAAACUGUGCAAACUUGGGGUGUUUAGACUAAACACUUGAGUUAUAUAACUACCGAUUGAGACUUUUAGGGGCAAUAGUGAAUCACAAAAGAAACGAAAAUGAGAAUGGUGCUAUACCAUUCCUUGCUCUUACAACAAGUGAAUUCUGCCACGGGCAACAUGGUAAAAAAAGGGGCACCUUCAUUCGUUUCUGCCCAUGAGCCUUAUAUAAAAUAGUGUACCACUGUUUUGUAUGAUAUACACUCAUAUAUUGGGUAGUAGGUGUGAAGAUCAAUCAUUCAAUCAGAGAAAUAGUAAUGCCUGCUUGACUGAUGAUAAAUGGUAGUGAAGGUAAAAUCUAUCUUUCGGACGAAAAGUAUAUUUUGGUUUUUCAUACUUAACUUAUAUGCACUUGCUGUAUUUGUAAAGUAACAUAGCAAAUAAGAUUUUGUGCUGUUUUGACAAUAAUCCUAAAUGAAAUUCAAGAAGGACAUUGCAUAACUUUAUUUUUAAAACCUUGAUUUCACACAACCCAACAUAUGUGUGUUUGUUCCUUAGAAUGUGAUCCCCUUUUAUUUGUUAUCAAGAACAUGAUGUUUUAGUUUUAAAUACAUAUUUUAUGUGCUAUAAUGAAAUGUACAACAUUAUUUAAGAUAACAUAAUUAAAUUGUGAUUAGAAACAGA
Messenger RNA from Gryllus bimaculatus (two-spotted cricket), 7062 nucleotides. Lineage: Eukaryota; Metazoa; Arthropoda; Insecta; Orthoptera; Gryllidae. The record is from the annotation of a GenBank genome assembly.